Molecule: messenger RNA, 1563 nt
Organism: Naegleria lovaniensis
Lineage: Eukaryota; Heterolobosea; Eutetramitea; Acrasida; Naegleriidae
Exons: 7
Coding region: 1-1563 (520 amino acids)
Cellular component (GO): lysosome
Molecular function (GO): cysteine-type endopeptidase activity
Source: RefSeq, a predicted model, not a curated record
AUGUUUAAACUCCUCAUCGCUACCUUCCUUGUGUUGGGUGUUUUGAUAUGCACCACAACCGAUAUGGUUCUGUCAGACAUUCCAGUUCAUUGUCUCUACGAAAAUGUUUACGGUGAUUGGACAUUCUACAAGACUCCUCUCAACUAUGAUAACUCUGUCAUUUACAACCAAUGCUCGAUUGACCAAAAGCAAUUACCAACUACUCAACUCAGUAUUAUGAACGUUAGACUUGUUGAACCAAAUAUUGCUGUUUUGUUGGGUAAACCAACCAUCAGAGGUCAUUUCACCAUGAUUUAUGAUCAAGGAAUGGAAAUUAGACUUGACAAUAUGAGAUACUUUGCCUUCUUCAACUACACACAAGCCAUUGUGAACAACCAAACUGUUGUGACCUCACACUGCGACCAAACCUUCGUUGGUACUUAUCACGAUAAGACCAUUGCUGCCAAACAAUGGGGUUGUUUUAAAGGAUUCAAAACAGCAACUGAAAAGACCAAGACUGUUCAAGUAUUCAACCAUGCUGAGGAAAAGAUUAAGAGAAUUUAUGAAGAGAACACUGUUUUUAGAAAUAAUGACAAGUACAUUGCUGCUUUGAACAAGGCUCAAAACUUGUGGAAGGCUGCUCCUCAACCAAAGUUUGAAGGAAUGACUUUUGCUGAGUUGAAGAGACUUUCUGGCGGUAGAAGAAGUACUCACAGACGAAAUGCUUUGAAGAUGCAAGCCAAGAUGUUGCGAGCUCAAAAGGAAACAGGUAUUGUUCACCUCUACAAUCCAAGAACUGACUCCUAUGAGGCAGUUGAUGCUAAGAAGUUGAGAGCUUCACUUCCAGCUGAAUUUGAUUGGACCAAUGUUAAGGGUCGCGAUUAUGUCGUUCCUGUCAGAAACCAAGAAAAAUGUGGUUCCUGUUAUGCCUUCUCUACAUCAGACAUGUUCGGUUCUCGUGUUAGAAUUUUGACCAAUCUUACUCAAACCCCAUUCUACAGUCCUCAAGAUAUUGUGGAUUGCAGCGCUUAUUCUCAAGGAUGUGAUGGUGGUUUCCCAUUCUUGGUUGGCAAGUACGCACAAGAUUAUGGUCUCACUUUGGAACAAUGUGAUCCAUACCAAGGACAAAAUACUGGCAAGUGCAACAACAAACAAUGCCCAUCCUUCAUGCAAAAGCGUCUCCAUGCCACUAACUAUUACUUUGUUGGUGGUUACUAUGGUGCUCCAGAUAUGGAAUUGCACAUGAUGCAUGAGGUCUACACUAAUGGACCUUUGGCAAUUGGUUUUGAGGUGUAUCCAGACUUGAGAAAUUACAAGCAUGGUGUCUAUCGUCAUGUCACAUCAGAAGAAUUGAAGGCAGCUGGUUUGAACGAUGCUGAAAUGCCACACUUUGAGGAAGUCAAUCAUGCAGUUUUGCUUGUUGGAUGGGGUACUGAAAACGGUACACCAUAUUGGAGAAUCAAGAAUUCUUGGUCCACUGCUUGGGGUGACAAUGGUUAUUUCAAGAUCCUCAGAGGUAGUGAUGAAUGCGGAGUGGAAUCUGACGCUGAAGCGGGAGUGACCAAUAUUCACUAUAUUCCUUAA